GCCGCUUCCGCCUCCGGCGCAGGAUUUCCGGUCAAGACUGAGAGGAGGCGGAGGCGAUGCCGCAUGCUGCUCGUUAGAAGGUACUGACUGACCACGAUGGCCCUGCAGUCGGAUGAGAGCGACGUUGAGGACCUGCCAAAGUUCACUUUUCUGAAGGAACAGCCUCCUGCGGUAAAAAGCAGCAGCUGCCAGACUCCUUCAAAGGAGAGACUUGUGGUGAUCUGCAGCUCUGACUCAGGAUCCUCUCCUCCUUCCCCGGGGCUGGAAAAGUUCCCUGGCAACCAGGAUUCUGACCGAGCCAGCUCUUGUAAGGAUGCGAUUGCAAGGCUGAGCAGUGAGAGUGAGGAGGAAGAGGAGAUAAUACCCUUGUCUGAAAGACUAAGGGGGAAAUUGGUGAACAGCAAGUCGUCCAAAACUAGUAUUCUGCUUUCUGAGGCCCAGCAACCGAGUAGCUGUGAUGCAGUGUGUAAAGCUAGGGGUACUAUGCUCCGUCAGAACUACAAACAAGUGGUUACUGACUGCAGAGAACAGUUGCUGCCAAAGGCUUCUGACACCCAGACAAGAACCCCUGUCUUAUCCUGGGAAAUUUCAGAUAGUGACCAAGAUGAUGCCACAGAGGAUUCCAAGAGGGUACUUUUGCACCAGCCUCCAGUUUGUCUAUCAGACUCUCCAACCCAGAAUAGCAGGUCUCUGGUGGCAGAGGCAAGUUCAGAAAUGUCACCCCCUCAGAAGAAGUCAAAACACAGCCAAGAGGAGAGAGAGAGGGCUCGUCAGGCUGCGUUGCAGAGGAGGAGGGAGCGGGAAGUGCAGAAGGGGCAGCGGGAACAGGACCGAGAGAGGAAAAAGGCACUUGCCAACAUGCUGAAGGCCCAGCGACCAGAGGAGUGCCUGAAGCACAUAACAGUGGUGCUGGAUCCGGUUCUCUUGCAGAUAGAAGGAGGUGGGCAAGUUCUCAGUGCUUUGCAGUCCAUGAACUGUGGCUGUGUGAUUGAGAGUCAGGCUGUUCCCUGUAGCAUCACCUGGAGGAGAAGGAGGGCUGGGUCAUCUCAGGUUGAAGAAGGCAGUUGGAUAGAAGAACCCAAUAUCCUGGUUCUGGUUCGCCUGGAGGAUUUUGUAUCCAUGAUCUACAGCUACAGACAGGAAGUCCAGGGUGGCACAGAAGGACCGAAAGAGACUUUACGGAGCUUCGUAGCUUGUGUCAUGGAGAGAGCUCCUGGGAAAACUCUAGCCCUGGCUGUAGUUGAACUAGAAAAAUAUUUCAGAUCUCACAAAGUUCAGUCCCGGAAGAAGCUGCGGCAGGCAGUGCUGAAUGGAAGCCAAGUAGAAGGACAAGGGAAACGGAAAAAACGGAAGGGAAAGCGGGAUUCUGGCCCAGAGCUGUCCAGGGUGAAAGUGGAAGAAGCAUUGGUCGAUCUGCAGCUUCACACCGGAGUCCAGGUUAGAAUCCUCGAGAGUUGGAAGGAACUUGGAGACUUUGCCAGUAUGUUCACCAAAGCAGUAGCUGAAGCACCAUUCAAGCAAGAGCGAGAGAAGACCGGCUUCUCCUUCUACCUGGAGAGUGAGUGGUGUAGAGGGGUGAAGGUGGACCGCUCAGGGAAGGGACUCUCGCAGGUUUGGAAGAGGCAGAUCCAACAGUUCAACCGGGUGAGUCUGGAGAUGGCCAGUGCCAUUGUGGCCGCGUACCCUUCUCCACUGCUUCUGGAUCAGGCCUAUCGUAGAUGCCUUUCAGAGCGGGAGCAACAGAAUCUUCUCGCUGACAUACCUGUGCGCCGUGGCAAUGGCGUAACUGCCACAUCACGGCGGAUUGGACCAGAACUCUCCAAACGGAUUUACCUGCAGAUGACCUCUCACCAUCCUGAUCUCUCUCUCAAUGUAACUGGCUAGCCCAAGAAAACAUGGAUUUUACUGGUUGCCUGGUUAAACGUAUUCAUCUCCCUUCUAGGAGGAAAAGUGUAUUAACUAAUAAAUGGGAGUCCUGGGUCUUGCUUGUAAAGACUUAAUCUCCUGUUUCUGAAGCCUGCAAUGGAGAACACUUGCCCUGUGGCACAGGGAUGCCUGAAAUGCUCUACAGGUGGUGGUUUCAGAUGGCGCUGAGAUGUUUUCCUUGGCCAUGGUGCUGUGCUACUGCCCUCAAGUGCUGUAGUGAUAGCUUCUUUCUGCCUGGGAUAAACUGCAUUUUCUGUCCUGGGAAUAAAUCUUCUCUGGUCUUCAAUGUA
Messenger RNA from Gopherus evgoodei (Goodes thornscrub tortoise), 2216 nucleotides. It is a transcript of the gene EME1, whose product is annotated as essential meiotic structure-specific endonuclease 1. Gene Ontology annotation, biological process: mitotic intra-S DNA damage checkpoint signaling; double-strand break repair; resolution of meiotic recombination intermediates. The record is from RefSeq and is a predicted model, not a curated record. Gene Ontology annotation, molecular function: DNA binding; nuclease activity. Lineage: Eukaryota; Metazoa; Chordata; Testudines; Testudinidae. Gene Ontology annotation, cellular component: Holliday junction resolvase complex; nucleus.